AUGCAUGCAGAUUCGGGGAAAGAGUAUGUGGUGGGGAGCAGCUUGUCAGUCAAGCACUUGAAUGGAGGCAAAGUUCGUCGGAACGAUGGUCCCCCACAAGGCAGGCCUGGAGCUGUUGUAAGAGAUGAGAAGGGUAGUAUGAAAGGAGCACUGAUGCACACCAUCGAAGGAGGGCUGUCUGCUCAUUAUGGUGAGGCGUUGGUGGUGCUUUUUGGAAUGAGCUGCAUAAUUGACUUCCGCUGCCUAGACGAAGGCUUCGGUGGCAAAACCUACAAGCGCAAGCGGAACCCCGAAGCCGCCGCUGACUACGAAGAUGCCGCCAUGAAAAUCGACGCCGCCUACCCACCUCCGGCGAAGCGAUCCGCGGUGUCCUCCUCGGACAAUCCGGACAAACCAGUCUUUAGCCGACCGAGCUACGACGUCGUGAUCGCCCGGAAGGUCUCCGGGCGGAAGUGGAAGCAGCCGCGGAAGCAGAGGUCGUCGGCGGUUCAGGUGAGCCGGAAGGGGACGACGUUCGAGGAGAGGGAGAAGAACAACUCGGUGAAGAAGGCGUACAAGGAGAGAAUGGCGGAGCUGAAGGGGGAGAUUAAGAGGAACAAGGAGGAGAAGAGGAGGAAGAGGGAGGAGAGGGAGAAGAAGAAGAAAAUGGGACCAAGCUGCAGAUUAUUUCCAAAAAAAAGGACUGGGUAAGUAAAUGACGCAAAUACCCAUCAAAUAAGCCACGUGGCACACAGGUUAACGCUGUCAUGGACGGCAGGUACAUAUGUUGGGUCGGGCGAGAUAUUUGGGGUACCAUUGUGAUAGUUUUGGAAACUUGGGUACAGAAAUUCGGAGUCGGCCAUAG
Rosa rugosa (rugosa rose) is the source of this 844-nucleotide messenger RNA. RefSeq lists its product as uncharacterized. The record is from RefSeq and is a predicted model, not a curated record. NCBI's taxonomy places the organism in Eukaryota, Viridiplantae, Streptophyta, Magnoliopsida, Rosales, Rosaceae. The transcript has 3 exons. Gene Ontology annotation, cellular component: nucleolus. The coding region runs from base 1 to 690 and encodes 229 amino acids.